UUUAAGCUUCUCUCUCUCUCUCUCUCUCUCUCUCUCUCUCUCUCAUUCUGCCAUUUUUAAUGCUCCAAGUACUUCUUCUCUACCGCCUGAAGAACUCCAUUCCUCACUGCAUUCUUCUCUCUGAAACGAACCUUUUGGUCAAUUUUUGUACCCUUUUCGUUAGAUCUGUGUUUUGUGCUCUUUUUGAUUCGUUCUGGCUGUUUUUGGUUGCGAACUUGCGAUUUGAAAAUGGGAUCUGUUUGCUGAGAGGUAUUUCGUGGAUUAGAACAUGGAGGUUGAGAAGAAACGCUCCAAAGGAGGAUUUCUUAACUUGUUUGAUUGGAAUGGCAAAUCUCGGAAAAGGCUGUUCUCAAGCAGUAAUGAGUUAUCUGGAUUGAAGCAAGGAAAAGAAAAUGUCGACAACUUGUCAAAAUCACAGCUCUUUCAGUUAGAGGCAAGUGAAGAUAGAGCAAGUUCUAGUUAUAAAUUAAACGAUGAUUGGGAUUUUUCUUUGACCAAAACCAGUGAAGAAAAAUCUGGGGGCCGAGUUCCCAGUGUAGUUGCUAGACUUAUGGGGUUAGAUUCAUUGCCUUCUAACGCUCCCGAGCCUUGUUCUACCUCAUUUUUCGAAUCCCGCUCCGUCCGGGCGUCUCAUCAUGAUAACUCUAAUGGAGUAUGGAACAGUCAUUCUAUGGAUUAUAUUGGUAUGCCCAACAAACUAGAGAGGUUUUCUGGGAAUCUCUUAGAUUUCAGGGCGCAAAAAGUACCCAAGAGUCCUAUUGAGAGAUUUCAAACUGAAGUGUUGCCUCCCAAGUCUGCUAAAUCUAUACCUAUAACUCAUCAUAAGUUGUUGUCUCCUAUCAAGAGCCCUGGGUUUACUCCAACAAUGAACACAGGUUACUUAAUGGAGGCAGCUACCAAGAUAAUCGAGGCAAGUCCAAGGAAACCCCUGAAGAGUAAAAUGCCAUCUAUUACCAAUUCCUCAGCGCCCUUGAGAAUCCGGGUUUUGAAAGAGAAUUUGGAAACGGCACACAAGUCUACAGGAAUAAAAAAACCAACAGAAAAUCGAAAAGGGAAGGCUAGUGAACAGAAUUAUAGUGGAUCUGAACAACUUCUAGCGUCAAGGACUGAUUCCAUUGGAGGUGGUAGAAUUAACUCCAACACUUCAAAAGAUAAAGGAAGACCAGCUUCCGUUGCAGGGCAAGCUAGAGCUAAUGUUCAUAGUAGAGGGGAAUCAACUUCUUGUAGUGACAGGAGUUCAAUGGAUCGAAAAGAGCAUAAUGAAGUGAAAUCGAGACAACUUUUCGGGAGCCAGCCCAGCUUGCAAAAACCAAUGCAGAAGAGAACCGUGAAGAGAAAUAACAAUGUUCUUGCACAAAACAAUCAGAAGCAGAAUUCUUUACCCAACAAAGAAAAAUUGCCUUCAAAACCUUCAAAGGUUUUGAAUCAACCUGUCAAAAGGAUUCAGUCUGCUAGCAAAUCUGUAAAUAAGGAUGUUGUCAACUCCGAAGUUGAAUCGAAAAUCACACGCACGAGAGAAGCUGAUGGGAAAGAAGAUUUUGCACCUUCCAAGAAAAAUGUUGCCUCACGGAAGAAAAAAUCUGUCAGUCAGGAUGCUAGUAGUGAAGGAAGUUGUUCUGUGUCUAAUGCUUUGAUCAACGAUGGUGAGAGAUCUGUCAAAUAUAAUAUUGCAUUUGAUGGUUCAACGAACUGUGAUGAAAACAGGAAGCUGGGAAUGGACAUUGUUUCUUUUACAUUCACAUCCCCACUUAAGAAAUCUGUUUCUGAACCUCAUUCAGAUGAGGUUGUAAAAAUUAACCACAGCUUGGUCUUUGAUUCGUGUAGCGAGAACGAUUAUUUGCAGAACCUAUCAUCAUUUUCACCCCAUUUAAACGACGUAAAUGGUGAUGCUUUAAGUGUUCUGUUGGAGCAAAAACUUCAAGAAUUGACAUGUAGGGUUGAGCCCUCUCAAUCAUAUAUGACAGGAGAAGGCAUUUUCGCUUGUUCCGGGUCCAAUUCGCAAAAUCUUUUUGCCACUUCAGAAUAUGCCAAAAAAGAAAAUGGCAUUAGUUGUAGAUACUCAGGAAGCCCCCAUGAUUGUGACGACUUGUCAAUGGAUAGCAACGAACUGAUUGUCGAUAAAUGGCUGCAGUUUCAGGGAGCGAAAGACAUUAAAGAACCCGAAGAUAGUAACGACACUAAAACUGUUACCAUUAGUGGAUCUUCGAUUGAGGACGAGUCUUCCCCAGACGAUGGAAAUAGCAUCCAUGUUCAACAUGGUGAUACAAUCAAGUUAGAUCCAAAAAAUCUCUACUCAAGAAUGCUCGACGAGACACCGGUAUUCGACUCUGCAUCGAGCAUCGACGAGGAAGAUAAGUUUCAAACUCUUUCACCUACAAUGAUAAGUCCUAUAAAAACCCAUAGAUCAAAUGACUGGGAACUGCAGUAUGUGAGGGAAGUCCUAAGCAAAGCUGAGCUAGCAUUUGAAAACUUUACAUUAGGUGUUGUCAAUAAUCUGGAGAUUGAGGAAAACAUCAAGUGCAACGAGCUCGAACAGAAGGUUCUGCUCGACUGUGUGAACGAGUGUUUGGAACGAAAGCUGAAACAAAUAGUAAUUGGAAGUUCAAAAACUCGGGUUCCAUGGACGAAACUGUUUGAGAAUGAUUGGUUAGCAGAUGAGUUAUGGAAAGAGAUAGAGAGUUUGAAAUGCUCAGAAGAAUGGAUGGUAGAUGAGCUUGUGGAGAAGGAUAUGAGCACCACACAACACGGGAAAUGGCUCAACUUUGACAUAGAAGCAUCUGAAGAGGGGGUUCUGGUUGAGAAAUGGAUAUUAAGUUCUUUAGUUGAUGAACUGGUCAGUGAUUUGCUGAUCAUUAGGGAAGAACCAUUGACUCCCGAGAAAGGGUCNAUUGAGGACGAGUCUUCCCCAGACGAUGGAAAUAGCAUCCAUGUUCAACAUGGUGAUACAAUCAAGUUAGAUCCAAAAAAUCUCUACUCAAGAAUGCUCGACGAGACACCGGUAUUCGACUCUGCAUCGAGCAUCGACGAGGAAGAUAAGUUUCAAACUCUUUCACCUACAAUGAUAAGUCCUAUAAAAACCCAUAGAUCAAAUGACUGGGAACUGCAGUAUGUGAGGGAAGUCCUAAGCAAAGCUGAGCUAGCAUUUGAAAACUUUACAUUAGGUGUUGUCAAUAAUCUGGAGAUUGAGGAAAACAUCAAGUGCAACGAGCUCGAACAGAAGGUUCUGCUCGACUGUGUGAACGAGUGUUUGGAACGAAAGCUGAAACAAAUAGUAAUUGGAAGUUCAAAAACUCGGGUUCCAUGGACGAAACUGUUUGAGAAUGAUUGGUUAGCAGAUGAGUUAUGGAAAGAGAUAGAGAGUUUGAAAUGCUCAGAAGAAUGGAUGGUAGAUGAGCUUGUGGAGAAGGAUAUGAGCACCACACAACACGGGAAAUGGCUCAACUUUGACAUAGAAGCAUCUGAAGAGGGGGUUCUGGUUGAGAAAUGGAUAUUAAGUUCUUUAGUUGAUGAACUGGUCAGUGAUUUGCUGAUCAUUAGGGAAGAAGCUUAAUCUUUUUCUUGUUCUGUUUCUUUUUUGGAUAUGAACAUAAGUUAUUGAUGAUGUAAAGUGAUCAGAUGGUGAGUUUCUUUAAUGAUUCUUUUAAUUUCCUUCUUGGAAAUGAAAACUCUUGUCAUACUGAUUGUCCUUCAUGUAUUGUAGAGCUGCUGCUGGUACCCAUGGAUUGGCAGACAUAUAAUGCAGGGGAAGCUCUGAUAUCUACCUUCAACUA
Cucurbita pepo subsp. pepo (vegetable marrow) is the source of this 3770-nucleotide messenger RNA. The record is from RefSeq and is a predicted model, not a curated record. NCBI's taxonomy places the organism in Eukaryota, Viridiplantae, Streptophyta, Magnoliopsida, Cucurbitales, Cucurbitaceae.